AUGAAGUUGUUUUGCUCAGACGACGGCCUUGGUGGCAGCGAACAGAUUGGUGGAUCCGAGAGCAGCAGCCGUCCAGCACGGCGGCCGUCAGGGAGUGUACGCGACCUCUUUCGGCGUUCCAGGAAAGGUUCAAGGGAAGGGCGAAACGCGGACGAGUCUGAGGCGCGCGAGGAUGAUAGACAGGAUGAGACGAGCUCAACCUCAAGAACUGGAUCUUCAUCCUAUGGUGGGGGUAGCAGUGCAGAGUCGCUUACGGGGCGACUUCUGCGGCGACUCGAGCGGUCAGAAAGUCGGAUACCACGGUUUUUGAUUCCGUCCGAUGUGCGCCGCGUGGUCGAGCAGGAAAUAACGGCUGAAAAUUUUCCAGAUCUUUCACGCGAACAACUUUUGAUGACUAAGUACACUUGGGCCGCAAAGCUGAGCCACUUCCAAAAGUACGGUGCCUUCUCGCGUGGUAACCACAUUGAUAUUUUAGAAACAGGCGAUGUUGGCUUUCCCCGCAUGCUCGAUGCGAUCAAGACUGCGAAGAAGCGUGUGUGGCUGGAAAGCUACAUUGUGGACGACUCAGCGAUUGCAGAACGAUUCGUGGACGCUCUAUGCCAUGCGAAGACCGUAAAUGGAGUGCCUGAGGUCGUUAUGGUGCUGGACGGGAUCGGCGGGCGUGAGAUGUCACGAAGUCAGAUAACCCGACUGCAGGAAGCAGGCGUAAAAGUUGUGGUAUUCAAUGCGCCAGGCGUGCGAUCUGUCUUGUUGGGAGCGGGGACUGCCGCGGAAGACACCGAUGUAGCCUCAAGCGUACAGCCGACGGCUUCUACUAGUGCAGGUGCAGUCGGCUCUGCGUCUGCGAGUGAAAAUACAGGUAAGAGUGCUGCCGUAGUGGAAGAAUCGACGUCAUUUUUCUCGGCAGUCCUUCAGCCAUGGCCUUUGCGAGACCAUCGAAAAAUCCUGAUUUGCGACGACAUAGGAUUUUGUGGCUCUCUGAAUGUUAUGCGCGAAGACUGUGGCCCCGAACUAGGAGGCAUCGGCGGUUUCUACGACGUCCACUGUCAGAUCCAAGGACCCGCGGUAAAAGAUCUUGGAGACGUGUUUCUCGAUUCGCUCAUUGAAGCGGGUGAAGAAGAAUUUGCAGACUCUCUGCAGCCGACACAACUGCAACCGUAUCUUAGCAGGGGUACCAAGACCAAGGAUGCUCUCAGUGUCAAUCAGAAGCAGGACGAAGAUGAAAAAGGCGGUAGUUAUGUCCAAGUUGUCCGAUCGAAUAUGCGCUUGAGGGGCCGCAAUCGAAGCUUGCAAAAAGUGCUAACUAAGGCGAUGUACGGUGCGCAACAUUCACUUCACAUCACGACGCCGUACUUCUUUCCACCGCUUUUCCUACGGCGCUCGCUGUGGCGGCAAUUGCGAAAGCCAGAGAGUCGCGUCCGAAUGAGCUUCUUGCUAUCUGGUGUGUCGGACGUCAGUCCCAUCCCUUACGAUACUCUGGGCCAAAAGCACGUGAUCCGCAAAUUACUCGUGGAAGAGCGAAAGCGCAAGCAGCGCGCCGCUGCGGCGAGAGCGGCCGAAAUGGCGAGCAUGUUGUUAGAUGAUCAAGAAGGACAAGAAGAUGCGCAUGCGCAAGAACAAGAUGCUGCCUCUGCGGCAGGUAGUGCGCAGAGCAAAAAUGAGCCUGAUCGGGAAGUAGGAGAAGAAGACGAGGAUCACGUCGCUAUCUAUUUGUCAGAGGGCGAGCAUAUGCACGCAAAAAUUGUCGUUGUCGACAGUCUUUUUGCGACAAUUGGAAGCUUUAACUUUGACUGGUUCUCGGGACGCCGCAACCUCGAGGUGGGUCUCUGUAUUUUCGAUCAUCGGCUGGCUAAAAAGCUAGAGCAGCUGCACAAAGGAAAAAUCGUCUUCCAACAGCAACGGGAAAAUAGCGCAUCUUCUACUCCUGACCGCAGCCAGCACCUGCAACAUGUGAGAACAAAUUCUAGUGGGUCCGAAAAUCAUCCCAACAAGUCUACCUCAAAGAAUCCCCUCUUGCACACGUGGUUCGGCGUGCCACUAGUUGGUGCCGACGGACGCGGGAUGAACACUGUGCGUCGGCAGCACCUCGACCAGUGGGAGUACGCAAAUAUUUUCCCUCGCGCCGUGAGCUUCUGGGCCUAUAACUCGGUCUGGUUUGCAAGUUGCAACCUGUGGGACGGACUUGACCAUGUGUCAUCGCUGAAGCGCCGCAUGAAGCAAGCAAAAGAUGACCUCAUUGCUCGAAAAACAUAUAGGACGAGCAGAGAUCAUGAAAGCUACAAUUACAAGUUCCUCCCUCACCUUACCUUCCCUUCUUCGUCCUCCAGUUCGUUCCCAUUCUACGAAAGAUCCUUACGCGAUGAUCUAGGCUUCCUACGACAAGAGGCAGAUCGAAGGGUACGAGCAGAUGAGCGGAUGGCAUUCAGCCAGAUGGCUGCACAGGUUCUUUACUAAGCGCUGAGAAGUGCUUUCGAUGGACUGAAAUAUCUCGAAACUGAGCUUCUUUUUAUGACACGCAUUAGUUCUUAGGAGAAUCUUUGACGCCCUUUCCAGUACUAUUCUCUAAAAGAACCUGGACUCUUUUUCUCUGGUGUAAAUCACGUUGAGCCCGUAAAAGAGAGCG
Messenger RNA from Amoebophrya sp. A25, 2623 nucleotides. The record is from the annotation of a GenBank genome assembly. NCBI's taxonomy places the organism in Eukaryota, Dinophyceae, Syndiniales, Amoebophryaceae.